GUGGCUUGGAUGCUUGCUCCUGCAUCGCUUGUCCCCAACCUAUGAGGUGACUGGGUCGGUCGACCAUAACUCUGCACGGGAAGAAGACGAAGGAUGCCACGCGGGGAGAGCAGAGUCCAGAAAGCCUCGGUAGUCGGUAGGCGAGCCGCCAAGUUGCGACCAGCCGCGAUUGGCUUCAAGCAGCAGCCGUGGCGACGGGAGCUGCGACGCCGACGCCCUUCCCGCCCGCCAUUCGCCAUGGAAGUCCGCCGGGCCCUCGCUAGCUUAUCGCAAACAAGCCUGUCGCAAAACGGGCUAGUGCACCGGACCAAGACCGGGGAUUGUGCCUGCAGUCCUGCGACGGCCGUAUCAGCGUGGCUUCUUCCGCCGAUAUUCGUUGCGCAACCACUCGCGUGGCCCGGUUCUCAUCUUGCCACCGCCCACCCCCGAUCCUCUCGCUCCCAUCUAAGACAUACCUCCGGCUAAAACCUUCGACUGGCGCCCUACGAUCACUCGACUGGUAACUUUGUGUUUAGUUUCGGGGGCCGACCAAUGCACGUGUCCCCUGGUCGCGUGUCAAUUUCCAUCAAUGAUAACGCCCAAAUGACCACAUC
Messenger RNA from Aspergillus ibericus CBS 121593, 593 nucleotides. RefSeq lists its product as uncharacterized. Lineage: Eukaryota; Fungi; Ascomycota; Eurotiomycetes; Eurotiales; Aspergillaceae. The record is from RefSeq and is a predicted model, not a curated record. The transcript has 2 exons. The coding region runs from base 94 to 465 and encodes 123 amino acids.